GCGACUUUCCAGCUUAAAGCAGAAAUUCAAAAUGGCGUCGGAUCCUGGUUUUGUCCCGACGGCUGUGAAUGUGGAAAUUGAAGGCGAUAUAACUGUGCCUGGUGCCCCAGAGGAAGACGAAGAACCUAGCACUCUAGAUGAACCUGUUUCUGUUACUUUAAAGCGAGAUUUGACCGCAGUUGGCAAGAAAUUCCUUCAUGUACUAGUUCCAAGACAAAGUAAAAGCCUCCUGCGUGAUUGGGAUCUAUGGGGUCCUUUAAUUCUCUGUGUUCUUCUGGCGAUGAUGCUGCAAGGCCAUACUGUGGUUGACAGUUACAGUGAUGGAGGACCUCAGUUUGCUGAGGUGUUUGUGGUGGUCUGGGUUGGAGCUCUGGUUGUUACAGUUAAUUCCAAGUUACUUGGUGGAACAAUAUCCUUUUUCCAGAGUGUUUGUGUUCUAGGAUAUUGUAUUCUCCCAUUGGAUAUAGCAUUGACUGUGUGUCGGUUGAUUUUAUUCACUAAGCAGACACUGGCUUUAUUUGCUGUUCGAUUUAUUGUUGUCAUAUUAGGAUUUGCUUGGUCGACAUUUGCUUCUGUGAAGUUCCUUGGUGAUAGCCAGCCGGCAAACAGGAAAGCUCUCACAGUUUAUCCUAUAUUCUUGUUUUACUUUGUCAUCAGUUGGAUGAUUAUUUCUCAUUCGGGCUGAAUACACGAAGCUAAAUGCCUUUUGACAAGUAGGCAAACAUCUUUACAGUCGAAGGUAGAAAGAGAACUUCCGGUUCACAAAAGUAAGGGUUUUGUCGAGGACUGUCAUGUAGGCAACGAGUAUUUCAUGACAGGAGCAAACGAAAUCGAGAAAGAAAAGCUGUGCAAAGUUGUGCAAAGUUGUGCAAAGCCGGUUUUAUUAUGUCUCUGGUUAUUUAGAGAGAAGCGAGUCUUGUUCUUUUAGUUUCUUCACCACUAUUGGUCACCAGUUGUUGUAAUAGUCGUGCGGGUUGUCAUGCAAUCGUAAUACUGCGUGACGAACCACCGUCACGCUUACCCAAAGAAGUACAGUAGUUUUGUUUAUAAUCCUCUCGGUCAGAAACUCGUCUAAUCUUUUCCCUCUCCAUUCAAUAACGUAUUUUUGUCUCAAAAAUCAGCCUGAUGAAUCGUCGUGCUAGAGUUCUUUUAUGAAGGAGAAAAAGUACUCCCAGUGAAUUUGAAGUCUAUACCCUUUUUUGUCAUUUUUACAGACAAAGUGUUAGCGAUCGGACUUGUCUGUAUUCUUAGGCACAUUGACAAGGCCUAUAAAACAUUAAAGAAUUCAGAACGUUUAAAAAAAUCAAGCAAACGAAACAAAAUGAAAAGAAAAACACAAAACAUGUCAUGAAAUAAUUAAUCAACUGAGCCAGCCAAACGUUACGAAACUGUUGGAAGUUGUUUCACGAACAAGAAUAUUAUGACAAUCGAUGGGUGGAGGUUAUUACCGACUUUAAAAGUACGACUAUUUAAGUUAAAGCUUUAUGUAGUGCAUAACUGAAAUAA
Molecule: messenger RNA, 1506 nt
Organism: Pocillopora verrucosa
Lineage: Eukaryota; Metazoa; Cnidaria; Anthozoa; Scleractinia; Pocilloporidae
Product: protein YIPF6
Biological process (GO): endoplasmic reticulum to Golgi vesicle-mediated transport
Cellular component (GO): trans-Golgi network; membrane
Source: RefSeq, a predicted model, not a curated record